UGUUCAAAAAUUGAAUAAUUCGGUUUCUUGCCGAAUUCUAAUGCAUUUUUGAGGCGAUUGUGAAAAUCAGCUGACUUGUGUCACAAUUGUCAAGUGUCAUGUGUGGCCCAAAUUCUAAAAAACUUUUGGAAUGAUUUUAAAAAUAUUUUUAGAAUGUCUCGUGGCACACUUGGCAUAUUCCCUCUCCCAGAGCCCGAUUCUAAUCGUUGUGUCGUAUGACGCCUUCAGGUAUGACUUUUUCGACACAAAAUCUGUGCCCCAUAUGAACAGAUUGCGAAAAUUGGGGACCUACUCUGACUAUUUGAUUAACGUAUUCCCGACCAAAACGUUCCCAAAUCACCAUUCAAUCGCCACGGGCUUGUACCCCGACAUCCACGGGGUGGUGGGUAACAGUUACUUCAAUAAAUCAACAAAUAGUGUGGUUCAUAUUAAUUAUGAAAUGUUCCACUUUGAUGAGAAAGUUGUCCCGAUUUGGCGGCAAAACGAGGAUGCGGGCAAGGGGAGGCACUCGGGGGUUGUGAUGUGGCCAGGUGGUUGCUACCCCUAUCAAGGGAAACAAGUGACGUAUUGUAAAGAUUACGACCACAAUUUUGAUUGGUUUAAGCGCGUUGAUUUGGUGAUUGGGUGGAUCAAAGACCCGAAAAAGCCGGCUAAUUUAAUAAUGCUCUAUUUUGAUGAGCCAGACACUGAUGGACACAUUUACGGCAUUAACUCGGAUGUAGUCAAUAAGUUGAUAAAUAAAUUGGACAAUAUUACGCUUUAUUUGCAACAACAACUUGAAAAAAAUAAUUUGACGGGUAAAGUCACAGUGGUGCAUCUAAGUGACCAUGGGAUGUUAGAUGUGAAACCACCUAAUUUUAUCAACGUGACGCAAUAUUUAACACCUGGCACGUACACAUACGCUGGAUCAACGCCAGUUUUGCAGUUUCAUCCGAAAAAAGGAUUUGAGACUGAAGUUUAUCAAAAGCUGAAAAAUGCGUCCUCACAAGAUCAUUUUACAGUUUAUAAAAAAGAGGAAUUUUUACCACGAUGGCACUACAAGGACAAUCCUAGAAGCCCCCCGAUUUUAGUUUUAGCAGAGGUUGGAUACGGAUUAGAUGAUUUAAUAAUUUCCGCAAAACAAAAUGCGGAAAAGAAUCAUUACAAAUUAACAAAUCAGUCGACCUUUGGGGUUCACGGCUACGACUACACUGUCAAAGAAAUGCGCCCCUUUUUCAUGGCAAGGGGCCCGAAAAUAAAAGUCAAUCACAAGGUGCCCCCUUUUAACACUGUCGAUUUGUUUAACUUCUUUUGUGCGAUUCUGGAAAUUGCGCCAACUAAAAAUAACGGUUCGCUUGCAAAUGUUGAAGAUAUUUUUGUUGGAACAAGUGGGUAUUCACUGACGACUAUUCUCACAAUCACUGCGGGAGGUAUAGUCGUUUCGUUGAUUUUGAUUAGUUGCGCGGCUGUUUUAACGUUAAUGAUGAUCAAAAGACAGCAGAGUAUUACCACAACUGCUGCGUUAAAUAAGCGAUUUCCUCAGACUUUUCAAACGAGUAUUGAGGCACAACACUUGCUAGAACCAGAAGAUGCGUAAUUGAUUUGUGUAGUAAAUGACCAAAGAUUCCUAGUUACGGAGGACUAAAACUAAGAGGCGAAACGAUAAACAAAAUCACUUAAUUUUCCCUAGAUAAAAAAGGAUGUUUUAAAUUAAUUUUUAUUCAGACGGUCUUAAGUUCCUAAUAAACUACUAAAAUUUUCACGAAAAACGGGAAAAAACACGUGGGUACAAGUGAAAGUAAGCAAAAAAUUUUCAAAGGAAUGUCAGAAGGGACUACACUUUUAUCAACUGUAUUUCAGUUAAGAGUUAUUUACAACUACAAUUCAUUUUUUCUCAAAUAAUCUGAUACUUUCUGAACCACAAUUGGAAAAAGUGUAGUCUUUUGUUGACUGCACCCUUUCUUUAGUUUCUAUACAAAGUUUCACGAAUUACUUUGAAUAAUUUGCACUCCGUACUAAAAUUUUUAAAGACACAAAAAAGUGUAAGUUUAAAAUUAAAAUGUGCUCAUUUUUACUGGGAAGUUUAACUUUAAACCGCUGAAGUUCAAUUUUCUAGAACUUUGUACCUUAUAAUAGUUAUCUACUUGUUUGUUUGAUUUGUUUGCCGUUUACCUCGUAAUAUUUUUAGUCCUCCUUGGUCCUAUCUAAUUUUUAUAACCCAUUGUGAUUUACUGUGUGAUGUGUCGAGGCGGGACCUUGACAGUUUUUCGUGGUCAUAAUUUAAUUUACUACAGUUUAAAAGAAUUGUAUAUUGUAUGAUUUAUAAAAAUAAGAUAGGAUAGGAUUCAGUUUAUGCUCAAUUAAUUAAGUUUUUUAACCGCCCAUUAGUUUUUAAAAAUCAAAAUAUUUCUUUUAUUGUAUUUAGCAUUACUUAAUAACUUUACCGACUUAAAAAUUUCAAAAAGAGGUUGAACAUUUCAAGGAGAAUUAAUAUAAUCAUUAAUCAGAGAGUUUUUGUGGUCACAAUUUUUAUUUAGUUUUUAAACAUUAGAUUGUUACGAGUUAUUAGAAUAUUGUUGGUUUCUAGUCAUUUAAUAAAAUGAUAUGGAAGAAAUGUUAAAAAGACAUUAUUUUAGACAGAAAAAUAAUCAAAAAAUUGAGGCUCUUUCUUGGUUAUUUUUCUCUUAUUUUAAUACAUAACACAUUAAAUUAAAUUAGUAUGUUGCGUUGAUUUUGCGGAUGAAUCAUUUUUUCGCUUAUAAAAAUGUAAAUAUCUGUAUUAACCAAAAAUCAAGAAACAAAUAAUUCCAUUAUUAGAUUAUUACAUCUAAUAAUAUGGGGAUGUAUACAAGACAAUAUUUUUUGGAUCACUUCGUACAUUAUAUUAAAUAAAAAGGAAAGAAUAAAAAUUUAAAACUAGUCAAAAAAUUAUUAUUUAAAGGAGCAUUAAAUAUAGUUUAUUUAAAUUACUUCUAAAUAAGUGAGAUUCAGUAUGAAUGGUUUUUCGUCAGUUACCUGUCACUAGUUAAUACUCGUUCUUUCUAUUUUUUUUUCUGUACAUUAUACAAAAAUUAUAUUUUUAAGGGAAGCUACUUCGAAAAAUUACGGUUUUGUAGUGUUUUAUACAACACAACAGUUCUUUUAAAUACCACUUAAAAUUAUUAUACAAUUUGAAAAUGAACCUGAACUUCGUACCUAAAAAAUUCGACAAAGAUUAUUUUUGCAAAUUGAUCACAUUCUAUGGUAGUUUGCUUCUCACAGACGCAAAUAGUUUAAGUAGAAAACUCCCCAAAGAGUAAAAACGAUCUUAUGUAAAACAGCUCAAAUGUUAUGAUCUGCACACGUUAAAAAUACGAUUAAAAAGUUGGUGAAGAGAAGUUUUCCUACCACUGCAUGAAUUUGCCAAUUUUGAUUGUUCAUAUUUUUACAUUAAUGACAAAUUACAGUCAUAGUCAAGUUUGUUGUCAUUGUGAUAUGGUUUAGUGGAAACGAAAGUAUACUUAAUUUUCUUUUUUUAGAUUCAAGUAAAAUAGUAGGUAGGGUAUGAAUUUGUAUUUAUGAUAUAUUUGUUUAUCAGAAGUUUUACUCUAUGACGCCAUCUGACCGCAACAAUUUGAAAAAAAGCUGUACUUGCAUGUACUAACAAAUUGGCUGUUUGCCUGCUGCAUAUACGAAUGUAGAUAGCAAAAAAUCCCUUUUUUGCCAACAUAAAAUAAUUUUUUUCUCUUAAAGUCAAUUCUAUUUAUAAAAAAGGGAUUCCACUUCACAUACGCAUGCAUGUGUCAUUUUUGUAGCAUACUUUAUAUAAUUUCCGACUUUGAUUUUAUAGAAAAAACAAGCCACUAAACAUAGAACCAAAGUGAUCGUUUUUGCCAAAAAGGAAGUCUAAGUUUAGUAUAGAAAUAUAUACGUAUGACUUUCCAAUUAAAUGUGUGUACAUACAUACAAAUGCAUGUAACUUUCUGUUGUAAAUAUUUUGGGUGAUACUAGAUUUAGUUAUCUUUGGAAUUGUUGAAUAUUGUGUAAAAAUAAAUGUUUCGUUUGUA
Messenger RNA from Tribolium castaneum (red flour beetle), 4025 nucleotides. RefSeq names its product ectonucleotide pyrophosphatase/phosphodiesterase family member 5. The transcript is spliced from 6 exons. The coding region runs from base 131 to 1576 and encodes 481 amino acids. The record is from RefSeq and is a predicted model, not a curated record. NCBI's taxonomy places the organism in Eukaryota, Metazoa, Arthropoda, Insecta, Coleoptera, Tenebrionidae.